Messenger RNA from Daphnia magna, 1206 nucleotides. RefSeq lists its product as uncharacterized. The coding region runs from base 16 to 615 and encodes 199 amino acids. The record is from RefSeq and is a predicted model, not a curated record. The transcript is spliced from 3 exons. NCBI's taxonomy places the organism in Eukaryota, Metazoa, Arthropoda, Branchiopoda, Diplostraca, Daphniidae.
ACAGAGAUCAAAACAAUGGAGUAUGUUAUUUGUACGGCACAAAAUUUCUGGAGUGAUACAGAGGCUCAACUGUUGAUGGACAAGUUUCGCGAUUAUCAACAUGAAGUUGGUCCAAUGAAAAAGUUUAAAAACAAGAAAGCCAUGUGGGAAAAAAUAUCAACUGAUAUACUUUCUGAGCUAGGAUCACUUAAGACAGGAGCACAAUGUGAAAACAGGUACAAAACAGUCAGGAAACGUAAAGGUUGGGUUGACAACCAAGAUGAUAAGGGAGGAGGUUUGGACUUAAACGGAGAAAGUCCCAAAAGGAAAAGAUUUCCUGAUGAUAACAGAACAUCAUCUGGAAAUUCAAGGAUCCAAACAGAUGGUUCAGAACUAUUAAAAUCUACAGAUGUUACAGAAACAACAGGAGAUGACGUGGAAGUGAGGAGAGGAGUUGGUCAAGUUAGCUAUAGUAACGCCGCAUGUGAUUCUAACGACGAAGAUGAAAAACGGGAUAAAAAGCGAUUCCGUCAAACCUUGUCUACAGUAUUACUACAAAUUCAUCGAGAGAAGGAAGAAGCGAGAGAGAGGCGGCAUCAAGAAAAAAUGGAGCUACUUAAACUGUUGUUACAGUAGAUUAGGGAUAAAUAUUUUAACCUUGAUCGUAUGACGUGCAGUUGCUGAUAUGUACAUUCUUUACAUUUAAUGGUUGUUUUUUGUCUGGCCGUCUGUCUUGUUUGCUAUCAAGGAAAUGACUAAAUUAGCUCAUUGUCGUAGCUAGAUUACAAGUGUGUGGCUGCGCCACCUUUCAGACUAUUAGAUAAUGCCGGCCAACCUAUGUGACCAACUGUUUCAUACGCAACCACACUCCUGUUCCUCUUUUUUUCAGUAAUGAUUGGUGCCAACGAUCUAAGGCUAGGUUGUAAGGAAAACCAUUGUGGUAUCUCAUAUUGUAUGUGUUUGGCAGGCCCAGUAGAUGGUAUUGUAUCAUAAUUGGAUUUGUACUAUUCUGAUCUAUGAGAAAUCGGACGUGACUUGAGGUAAAUUGUAACUUUUCAAUCACGUCAAUAACGUUAAAAAGCUCCAGUUGACUCUGUUCUUUUAAAAUUAAAUUCAACCAAUUUGGACUAAGACAGUAGCAUAUGCUUGUCGGGAUCAGUGUCACGUCAAAUCGAUCACAGGAAGUCGUUUGUUCAGUUCUGAAAUACAGACGUUUUUGCGAAGCAA